Eucalyptus grandis is the source of this 450-nucleotide messenger RNA. RefSeq names its product major strawberry allergen Fra a 1-3-like. Bases 1 to 450 code for a protein of 149 amino acids. Gene Ontology annotation, cellular component: nucleus; cytoplasm. The record is from RefSeq and is a predicted model, not a curated record. Gene Ontology annotation, molecular function: abscisic acid binding; protein phosphatase inhibitor activity; signaling receptor activity. Gene Ontology annotation, biological process: defense response; abscisic acid-activated signaling pathway. The transcript is spliced from 2 exons. NCBI's taxonomy places the organism in Eukaryota, Viridiplantae, Streptophyta, Magnoliopsida, Myrtales, Myrtaceae.
AUGGGAGUCAUCAACUACUCGUGGGAGAUCACAAGUGUAGCUACACCAUCAGGGAUGUUCAAGGCUUUGGUCCUUGACUCCGACAACAUCCUACCCAAGAUUGCUCCCGAGGUCAUCAAAAGUGUGGAGUUCAUCGAGGGAGAAGGCAGAGUUGGCUCCCACAUCAAGUACAUGAAACACAAGAUAGAGGCUCUCAACACAGGUAGCUUUUAUUGCAAAUAUGCUAUGAUCGAAAGCGAUAUCAAGUUCGACAAGAUUGACUUCAUUGUGGAAGAAAUGAAAUUUGUCGCAACAAAUAGCGGAUACGUCUGUAAGAUGACUAGCGAGUACCACAUUCAGGAAGAUUGUGAGCUAAAGGAGGAGGAUAUCAAGAAAGGUAAAGACAAAGUUAUGGGAUUGUACAAGACUGUUGAGGAAUACCUCAUGGCCAACCCUAAUGUUUGCGCCUAA